GUUUGAAUUGCAGACUGGGGAAAAGCCAUGUGAAGCUGAGAAGUAGAGAGCAAAGUAUUCACACACGGAAGCAAUACUUUUCACUUGUGUAUAUGCCCAUUCCUCUUGCAAAAGGAAGUCGAAACACUGCAUCAAGAAACGUAUCCUUGGAAGAGAAUAACAGAUGAUUCGAGAGAGUUCCCUGGAAACAAAAUGAAGUUUGACGACAUUCUGGAGACACUGGGCGAUUUUGGUCCAUCCCAGAGACGUCUGUACAUUCUCCUUAGCCUCCCCGCCAUCCAGAAUGCUGUCAUCGGUAUGGUCAUCUUUGUGUUCCUCUUUGCUGUGCCAGAACAUAGAUGUGCAAUACCCGGAUUGAAAAAUGAUACCUUCCAGAUUCAAAACGAGGCUCAUGCUGAUCUCAUCAACAGGACAAUACCGUUUGUUAAUGAUAACCAUGGCGACCUAACUCAAUCAUCGUGCGAUAUAUAUUCGAUGUCUGAUAAUGCAUCAUCCCACAAUUUGAGUACCAUCACUGAACCAUGUCAUAAGUGGAAAUAUGAUAAAAGCGUUUAUCAGUCAACUGUUACCCAAACAAUGGACCUUGUGUGUGACCGGAAGCUGUACGUAAGUCACGCCAAGAUGAUGGCCAUGGUAGGGCAACUGGUUGGAGUUCUUAUUGGAGGCCCCAUGUCCGACAUGUUCGGACGGCGGAGAGUAAUCCUGACCAGCACAUUUGUCGCAGUUCUUCUGAGCAUCUGUCUCGCCUUGAUUACUAACUACUACCUGAUCAUCACAGUAAUUUUAGUCAUAGCAGCAACCAACAACGUGCAGUACCUCUCGUGUUUCGUGUUCAGUAUGGAAUGUGUCGGUCCCUCCAAACGAAUGCUGGUAGGAGUGGCUAUGAAUCUCUUCUGGAGUGUAGGGAACAUCAUUGUUGCUCUGACGGUCUACCUGAUGCGUGACUGGAAAACAAGACAACUUGUGAUUAGCAUUCCUGGAGUUCUUUUUGCCUAUCUGUAUUUCCUGCCCGAUUCCCCAAGGUGGCAGUAUAGAAGAGGGAAGACUGCAGAAGCAAACACAACUGUGAUGAAACUGGCAAAGGGAAACAACGUUAGCCUCACUCAAGACAUGCUUGAUGAUGUCACAUGUACUCUCGAUACGCGGCAGGAACAGUUCUGGGAAUUACUGAAGUCACCUGUCAUGUUGAAGAGGACGUUGAUUGUAUUAUACACCUGGCUUGCAAUUGGUAUGGGGUUCUUUGGUCUCAGCAUGAACGUCACAAACCUCUCGGGAAACGUCUACCUCAACUUCUUACUGUUUGCUCUGGUCGAGGCAUGUGCAUAUGUCAUAUGUCUUCUCCUGAUGGACCGCAUUGGGCGAAAGAAAAUGUUGUGCACCGCUAUGCUGAUGGCAGGAUUGGCAUGUUCUCUGUCGUUUGUUCCGUUCUUUGUCACAGAAAAACCUAACAAGUGGGUCAUCAACAUUCUUGCGUGUCUGGGUAAUACUUGUGUAUCAGCCGGAUUUGCCUCCGUUUAUGUCUUCACUGCAGAGCUGCUGCCGACAACUUCACGAAACUUUGGCAUGGGACUUUGUUCUGUGUUUUGUAGAGUUGGCAGUAUAUCUUCACCAUACAUAAAUGAUCUGACAAUGCACAUAACAGGUAGAUACAGCCAGAUUCUACCCAUGUUGGUUUUCGGGGGUGUUGCUUUCCUUGCUGGACUUCUGGUUCUGCUUCUGCCAGAAACACUGAACAAAAAGCUUCCAGAAACAAUCAAGGAUGCCGAGAAACUCGGAACGAAUGUAACUGCUGAAAACAGACCUACUCCAGCACAAGACCUGCGUCUCCUUGAAAGGGAAUGUGACAACAAUACAACUGCAAGAGCUUGACUUCAGGAUCGAGGGCAUCCAUCUAUUUGCGGAAGCAAUGUUGGUUAAAUGCAGGAUAAAGUACUUGGCUUUUGUGGAAUGUUCCGAUGAAUUUUGCUUCGUGUAGAAAAAGUCAAACUGUGUUUUGUAAUCGCUUAUAGACCUGCCAAAUACUUUCCUUUAGUCUUAAAAAUAUUGAUAUGAAUCAUCCAUGUUGUACAAUAUCUAUUAAACAUAUUUUGUAAAGAAACAGAACUGCGUCAUCAGCAUACAACAGUACAAACAUAGUUAUACACCUUCACAAAAGUCAUUAGUGAGUUAUGAUUCAAGGUCAUUUGAGGUCCAUGCAAACAAAAGAUUGACUGGUAGUCUUUAAAUUGAAACAUGGUUAAAUAUGGAAGCAUUUGCCAGAUAUAUUAUUUGUAAUAACUUUUGCCAAAGACCAGACCACCAGAGUCUAUCGAAAACGUUUUCAAAAUCCAUUAUUUCAAGCUUUAUUUUAUAUAAGCUAUAAAAGGUACAUAUUAGGUCGAUCGUACUUAUCCUUUUGUAACUCCUGCUUCCUGUUUCAAUAAAAUUGUAUAAGCGUUUAGUUACAACAGAAGUUAAGUUGAUUGGUCUGUAAAUUUAGAUCCCCUGUAUUAUGUUAACCAUUGUUCAGGUAUCAAGAACGCCUUUGGAAAGUUUAACAUUCAUAUUCAUUCAUAUUCAUGAACAUAUAAUUGGUGGUUGAAAACUUCCGUUGUUAUGAAGUCUCAGAGCUUUGUUAUUUUUUAGGUUGGUCCAAUAUUUGUUACUUGUCAUCACAUUGUUUAGUGAUCUGCUUUCUCCCGCUUUAAGAGCAUUAAAAUGAUCAAACCCAAAGUCAUCAUCUGCCGAUUAUUAGCUUUUGCGUUUGGAUAAAAUAAAUAAUGAUUCAGU
Molecule: messenger RNA, 2769 nt
Organism: Haliotis rufescens (red abalone)
Lineage: Eukaryota; Metazoa; Mollusca; Gastropoda; Lepetellida; Haliotidae
Product: organic cation transporter protein-like
Exons: 11
Coding region: 193-1869 (558 amino acids)
Biological process (GO): transmembrane transport
Cellular component (GO): membrane
Molecular function (GO): transmembrane transporter activity
Source: RefSeq, a predicted model, not a curated record